Messenger RNA from Pundamilia nyererei, 988 nucleotides. RefSeq names its product ribonuclease P/MRP 14 subunit (gene rpp14). The transcript has 2 exons. Bases 309 to 785 code for a protein of 158 amino acids. Gene Ontology annotation, molecular function: (3R)-hydroxyacyl-[acyl-carrier-protein] dehydratase activity; ribonuclease P RNA binding. Gene Ontology annotation, biological process: fatty acid biosynthetic process; tRNA 5'-leader removal. Lineage: Eukaryota; Metazoa; Chordata; Actinopteri; Cichliformes; Cichlidae. The record is from RefSeq and is a predicted model, not a curated record. Gene Ontology annotation, cellular component: multimeric ribonuclease P complex; mitochondrion; nucleolus.
CAUCAAAGCUCUGUGUCGACCUUGAGACUAUCAGCUGUGAAUACUUUACCGCCCCUCCCGAACCACAUGACCUCUGAGGCGAUUAUCUCUGCCGCCAGGCACAAAAAAUUACGUCCGUGUGGAAGCAUUACACAUAUGUUUGUGCAGAACAAUGUUCUGUAUUCGCACUCCUGAGCUGAAGAGGAAAGUUCCUGUGCAUCAGCUUUAAUCUCGACAGAUGAUACGUGUCUCCGUUCCUCUUGGCACUGACGGGAAACAGUCGGGAUCUGCAGCUCGACUGAGGCCGGAGGAGCUUUCUUUUUUCCGCAAUGAGUUUCCUGUGGAGGCGAGUCUUUAAUAAACCGCUGUCUUCCAUCGCAGCGGCUCCUCACCUCAGCCGGUCACUCCACAUUGGCCAGCGAGCUUCCCUCACCAAAGCGUUCUCUUCCCGUGACGUGGAGGCGUUCGCUGAGCUGACAGGUGACACCAACCCCCUCCACCUGGAUCCGGCGUACGCCAGCACCACUUCGUUUGAGACACCUAUCGUGCACGGCGUCCUCAUCAACGGCCUGAUCUCAGCCGUGCUCGGCACCAGGAUGCCGGGUCGAGGCUGCAUCUUCUUGUACCAGGAGAUCCGCUUCCCGGCACCACUCUACGUUGGAGAGGAGGUGCUGGCCGAAGCCGAAGUCCGCAAGAUUAAGAUGUCAUUCGCCUUCAUUGCUGUAACGUGCUCCGUUAAGGAUAAAGUGGUGAUGGAGGGUGAGGUGAUGGUGAUGUUGCCUGAGGAGCAGCAGCAGCAGGAGUGAGAGGAGGAGGUGGUCACCCCUCACUGUCUCCUCAAAAUAGUAUUUUGUACACGAGGGACUUUAUUAUUGUUUGUUGCUCAAAGCAAGAAAAACAUGUUUAUAGGCAGAGCAUCUAAUAUUUGUUUCCAGCUCUGCUUUGUUUAUUGUUUUGAAAUCUUUUGUGUGGAGAUAAAAUAAUAAAUGUGUCUUUGAAUUUUUCAAAC